CCACCCCAAGGCUUUAACCUUCCAUUUCGGGUGAAGGAACGUGUUCUUCCUCUUCCUCCUCCUCGCUACAGAGGGGGGCGCGCGCGUGUACGUGUUCGCUCGCUCUCCAACGGGGUCUCCCGCCCCAAAGGCUUAACUGCUGCGCUCUUGGGCCGCCGCCGCCAUUUUGUCCCUCCCGCUUCACCAGCUGCCUGAGCGCCGAAUCGAGCGGCUGUCUUCGCUGGGAAGAUGGCGUGGCCCAGCUCUGGGAGAGGCCACCGCUUCUUCCUUCGGAAUCCCCAGAACCUCACAGGCCGGAGGAAGCGGCUGGGCCACAUGGGCCAGAAGCGCUGAGGUACGGAUUCAGCCCAGCCAGCAUGGAGCCGAGAAGGGAGCAGGCCACUCCUCGCCUCGGGGCGCGCCCGACCUCGUUGCCGCAACCCCAGGCCGACGCCCCGUUUUCGUUGCUGCGGCUCAUUUUGCAGAUGUUCCAGCGCUUCUUGCCUAGCCCGGUCGCCCCCCUCUUCUGGCUUCAGUCCGAGGCCCACACCGCCGGCCCAGAGCCCUCCGUGCCAGUGUGGGGGGCACACGGCCUGGCUCCGCUUCUUGCCGUCCAGCACCAGCUGCGCCUGGUCUCCUCCUCCUCCUACGUGCUAGGCGGCGUCGACAAGAGCUCGCUGCCCGGAGCCCUGAGUGAUACUUGGGAGGAGCUGUCCGAAGCCCCGGGUUUUCGCUCCAAGUUCCCGGGGAUCCUGCAGCCGGUGCAUCUGCUGGAGGGCAAAACUACUCUUGACGUGCCGGAUCCCGAUUACGGCUACCAUAGCUUGGAGGUGGAGGAGCAACAGCGCGACUCCUGGGCUCCAAGAGAGAGGCCGCAGUGUUGUGAGGAAGAGCACCGAGACGCGGGGAUCACACACGGGCCUCAUGACACGGGAAAGCCCUGUGAGGAGGGAGCUGCGGAGGUCAAACCCGACCCCGGUGAGGACUCGGAUCUAGAGCAAGACCUGCCCGUGGAGGCCAGACCUGCGUGUACGAACAAGCUGAUAGAUUACAUCCUGGGGGGCGCUUGCAGCGGGGAGGAAAGUGCAGGGGAGGAGGAAGAUUGCUAUGGGGAUGAUGAUGAUGAUGGAUUUGACAGUGAAGGCUCCCUUUCAGAGUCAGAUACGGCCAGCCAGGAUGGGGAAAGCGUUCACUUGUGGAACUCCUUUUGUAGCCUAGAUCCUUACGACCCUCGGAAUUUCACAGCAGCUGUUCAAACUUCUAGGAGUGCACCUGAGAAAGGACCUCCCAGUGAGUCAAAUGAGGCAGAGGUGGUAGAGGAUUCUUCCUCGUGGACUGAAAGUUCCUGUGAGGAAGAUGAAUGGGAAUCUAGUAGCAUAGAUGAAUCAGAAAACUUGAAAUUGUGGAACUCUUUCUGUAACUUGGAGGAUCCUUAUAACCCUUUCAACUUCAAGGCACAGUUUCAGACUGCAGAAAAGGGGAAAUGUGACUUAAAAGGACCAACGCGGCUAGGCCUUGGCUCCUCUCAACAUAGUAUCUUUCUUAGCUGUCAGGUGCACCUGUUUGGUAACCAAAAUUCCGAGGUUACAGAAAAUGUGAAAUAUGGCAUCCUUUCUAGAGAAAAGUGUAAGAAGAAGAAAAAGGUGACCUUCCUUGAAGAAGUGACUGAGUAUUAUGUAAGCAGUGAGGAAGAUCGCAAAGGACCCUGGGAAGAAUUUGCACGCGAUGGGUGCCGGUUCCAUAAACGAAUUCAAGAAACCGAAGAUGCUAUUGGAUAUUGCUUAACAAUAGAGCACAGGCAGCGAAUAUUUAAUAGACUUCAGGAAAAUGUGUUAUGAAAGGCAUUGAUAUUUUCUAGCACCUUAAUAAAAUAUAAAAUUAAAAGGUAACACAUUUUAAUGUCACCUAUGAGCAUCUUACCAGAGAUCUUUCUAUUAAAAAUGGCAGCUGCCUAUAAUGAGCUAAAACUAGAGAAUAGGAGUAAUUUUAAUACUGUAUCUCAAUACUCUGCCAACAAAUAUGCUGCAUGUAUCUGGAUGCAGUGUUGAACUAACUCCAUUGUGUAUCCAGCAUGAUUAGUGCAUAACUUUCCUUCAAAAGCCAAGUGUAUCUAUUUUUUUCAGAAGCCAAUCCAGACAAUGCCUUGUGUAUGUGUGUGUGCGCGUGUGUGUUCAUGCUCUGUCUCACUCACAUCUCUAUAUGAGCAAAGACAGGCAAAUAUGAGUGGAAUUUUGCACUUUUUAAAAGGGAAAAAUAUUUUGAAAGUAUAUUUAUUGGGUUUGGAACCCCAAAAUGCAGUUCUGGUUUAAAGUUUGUAAAUUGCAUCUGUUCUCUCUCUUGAAUCUGUGCAUAAUAGAACAUUGAAAUGUUCUAAUCUGAUAGCUGAAAUUAACUUUUCUUUUCAUUUUCCUUAUCGAAUCUAACAUCCACACUUUAAAUAGGUAUUUCUCUUACUAUCUGUAAUGUCAAAAAAAGAGACUACAAUUGUAAAGGCCUUGUUACAUCUUUGGUUUUAAAGGAUUUCCUUUUCCCAAGUUUAAAAAACUCCUAUUGUAUUAUGCUUUUUAUUAUUAUUGCAGUAGGAUGCAAUAAUUUUUUUAUGGCUGUGCACCGCCUUGGGCCAAAUCUGAGCUGAGGCAGGCUAAUUCAGCUUGCCUUGACCCAGAUCCUAGGUGGUAUUGGGUCGUACCAAGGCACCCUGAGGCUGGAGUAAAUUGAUACCGAAGCCUUAGUGUGCCUCAGACCAAUUUGGGACAGUGCCGGGCCGCUCCUGCUCACCCGGCCAGGUUGGCAGGCGCAAGGCUGGCUGUGAGUCCAGAUGAGUCAAUUAGACUCACUGGACUCCCCUCUCCCUCCCUGGACACCUGCUGCCCGCCAGCAGGACUUACCUUCAUGUGCCUUUAAAUUGCUGAGCUGUGAUUUAAAGUAAAGAUUGUGGGGGCUCUCUUUUUUAAAUAGCUCUGUGGCCAUAAAGGGCCAUUUUACUUAGUUUGUGGCCAUAGAGCUUUUUUAAAAAAGUCAGUCCCCACAAUCUUAACCUUAAAUCACUGCUCAGCUCUCAGGGAAGAGGACGCACAUGCAGGUAAGUCGUGGUGGUGGUGGUGGUUCCAGGUUUGGGGGGAGUGAGUGAGUUACGGAGGCCUUGCCUCCAGCUUUCUUGGGUUGACUGCCUGCCCCCCCCCCCAAAAAAAAAAAUUCCUCACUUCAUUACUGAGGCGGGCCCGAGUCAAAUUGGGGCUGUUUCGGAGCUGCUCAUGAAACAGCCGGCUAGGCAGAGGCUGUGCACAGCUCUUCUAAAUUGCAAAUUGCAGCAUACUGGUAUUUUAAGGGCAGCAGUAUGGUCUUAAACUGUCAAGGCAGUUCUAAGGAUGGAUUACUGGAAUUCUACAGCAGUUCUCUAUGUUCUUUUUAUUCUUUAUAAGGUACCUAUAAUCAGCUGAGCAUUGUGGAAAGAAACAUAAAUUGAUUUAAUUGCAGCCUGCUCCACUUUGUAGAUAUAUCAAAACUCACGGGAAAUUGUUAAAUUUUAUUGUUUCAAGGUUUGUAAUAUCAAUUAUGAUGUUUACCAGAAAUCAGUAUUAAUAUCAUUGUUCGCAGAGCAACAAAAUUAUUUCUAAAAAUAAUUCUGUAGUUAAUACAACGCAUUCCAAAUCAUAAUGCUGUGUAGUUGGUCAAAAUACAUGUUUGAAUUACCAAGAGCAUUAUUUAAAGCUUGUUGUUUCACUUCCAAACAAUGACUUAUAUAGCUUAGGUAAGCAAUUAUAAAUAGCCUAAUGUCCAGAGCUAUUAAAGUAAAUGCAGUGAUUCAUAACUGUUUUAUUCAGUUUCACAUAUGUGUGCUUCUGAAGCAAGCAGGGGUAACAAUAAUAUUGAUUGGUUCAGUAUGUUGCUCUCUGUAGUAUGACAGGACAGUUAUUAUCUUUCUGUUUUAAAGCCACAACAAUACCAUGUGUGAACAAGAGUCAACCAUAUAUACUCUGUGUUUUUUUGUCCUGGUAAAUUCUAGUAAGUAGUCAGCAAAAAUCCCAAGUUGUGUAAAAUAUAUGCAUGCAUGGAAGGAGGGAUGUCCAUCACAUAAUUGAGUGCUCUUGACUAGUUAGGCUAUAGAGAGCUUAUUCAUGGAAUGCUUUAUUUUAGUUCAUGAUCUGGGUACUCUUGAAACAUCGUGAUAGUCUGAUGUGCACUGCUGUAGAACUUCAUUGAUCCUUUGGGAGCUGUACUAAGGCUGCAACCCUGUGUACAUACUUGGGAAUGUCACAUUUGAAUUCAGUGGGGCUUGGCUUCUAAUUAAGCGCACAUAAGAUUAGGCCACAGAAAUUAUACUGAGAAUAAAAUAUCUUUCCACUUUGAUACUGUUUUAAGUAUUGUCUCUUACUAGUCACCUGCAGAUUAUUGAGUGGAAAACAGAUUCUGUUUCUCAGCUUGGAGCCAUAAAAAAAACCAAGACAGCAGACUUGCUGCAAUAGAAUUAAUUCUUUUUCAAAAAAUCUUCCUCUUUUUAUAAAAAUACUUAAUGGUGCUACAUGCAGCAAUGAAGGAUGUCUCUUCAGCUUCACUUGAGUAAUGAGUCAUGAAAACCUACUUCUAAAACUUUAAAUCAAAACCGCAAUUAUCAGAAUUUUAUUUUUAUAUCAUUUUAGAAAGGCAAAGGUAGAGCCAUACAACCUUUCACUUUAUACCGAUUUAAAUGGAUUUGAUUGUUAUCUCAUUGGGGUUUUAUAUUUAAAGUUAUAUUUCUGUAUAUAAUAAAACAGUUUAAAACUAAUCUAUAGAAUGUAAUAAAGAAAUUUUGCAAGUUGCUUUCAAA
Messenger RNA from Elgaria multicarinata webbii, 4786 nucleotides. It is a transcript of the gene PPP1R15B, whose product is annotated as protein phosphatase 1 regulatory subunit 15B. The transcript has 2 exons. Gene Ontology annotation, molecular function: protein phosphatase regulator activity. Lineage: Eukaryota; Metazoa; Chordata; Lepidosauria; Squamata; Anguidae. The coding region runs from base 357 to 1817 and encodes 486 amino acids. Gene Ontology annotation, biological process: response to endoplasmic reticulum stress. Gene Ontology annotation, cellular component: endoplasmic reticulum; protein phosphatase type 1 complex. The record is from RefSeq and is a predicted model, not a curated record.